AUUGCAGCAACAGCUUGGAGGAGGGAGCUGGACGUCUUCGCCAGCAAAAACAGCCAGAGCAGGGGAGGAAGGGGACCUGCGGGCUGUGGGAGUCGCUGGGUUGCAGCAAAGAGGGGCGGGGAGAAGGCGGGGGCGCUGCAUGCAGCGCGCUGGCUCCAGCGGUGCCCGCGGGGAAUGUGACAUCAGCGGCGCCCGGCGCUUGCGGCUAGAGGAGGCAGCUCGCCUCGGCUGCGCUGUGGACGCCUCGCCUGGGGGAGCUCGCAGACCCGGGCAGACGGCAGGGAUGUCGGCGAAGGAGAGGCCAAAGGGCAAAGUGAUCAAGGACAGCGUCACCCUCCUGCCCUGCUUUUAUUUCGUCGAGCUGCCUAUAUUGGCAUCGUCUGUAGUUAGCCUCUAUUUCCUUGAACUCACCGAUGUCUUCAAACCUGUCCACUCUGGAUUCAGCUGCUAUGACCGGAGUCUUAGCAUGCCGUACAUCGAGCCCACCCAGGAGGCCAUUCCAUUCCUCAUGCUGCUCAGCUUGGCUUUCGCUGGGCCAGCAAUCACGAUUAUGGUAGGAGAAGGAAUUCUCUACUGUUGUCUGUCCAAAAGAAGAAAUGGAGUUGGACUGGAGCCAAACAUUAAUGCUGGAGGCUGCAACUUCAACUCUUUCCUUCGAAGAGCUGUCAGAUUUGUUGGUGUUCACGUAUUUGGACUCUGCUCUACAGCUCUCAUUACAGACAUCAUACAACUGUCCACAGGAUAUCAGGCACCAUACUUUCUGACUGUGUGCAAACCAAACUAUACCUCUCUGAAUGUAUCUUGCAAAGAAAAUUCCUACAUUAUGGAAGAUAUUUGCUCAGGAUCUGACCUUACUGUUAUCAACAGCGGCAGAAAGUCAUUCCCUUCUCAACAUGCGACGCUCGCUGCCUUUGCAGCUGUGUAUGUUUCGAUGUACUUCAAUUCCACAUUAACGGAUUCCUCUAAGCUUCUGAAACCUCUCUUGGUCUUCACAUUUAUCAUCUGUGGAAUCAUCUGUGGGCUAACACGGAUAACUCAGUAUAAGAACCACCCCGUUGAUGUCUAUUGUGGCUUUUUAAUAGGAGGAGGAAUUGCACUGUACUUGGGCCUGUAUGCUGUGGGGAAUUUCCUACCGAGUGAAGAGAGUAUGUUCCAGCACAGAGAAGCCCUCAGAUCGCUGACGGACCUCAAUCAAGACCCCAACCGAGUAUUAUCUGCGAAGAACGGCAGCAGCAGCGACGGGAUCGCGCACACGGAAGGCAUCCUCAACCGCCACCCCCGCGACGCCAGCUCGCUCAAAAGGGCCAACGCCGACGUGGAGAUCAUCACCCCGCGGAGCCCCAUGGGGAAGGAGAACAUGGUGACCUUCAGCAACACCCUGCCCAGAGCCAACACCCCGUCCGUGGAGGACCCGGUGAGAAGGAACGCGAGCAUUCACGCGUCCAUGGAUUCCGCUCGCUCCAAGCAGCUCCUCACCCAGUGGAAGAAUAAGAACGAAAGCCGUAAGCUGUCCCUGCAGGUUAUAGAGACUGAGCCCGGACAGUCACCGCCCAGAUCCAUAGAAAUGAGGUCCAGCUCGGAGCCGAGGGUGGGAGUGAACGGAGACCACCACGGGCCCGGGAACCAGUACCUCAAGAUCCAGCCCAGCUCGGUCCCUGGGUGCAACAACAGCAUGCCCGGGGGGCCACGGGUGUCCAUUCAGUCCCGCCCUGGGUCCUCGCAGCUGGUGCACAUCCCCGAGGAGACCCAGGAAAACAUCAGCACCUCCCCCAAAAGCAGCUCUGCCCGGGCCAAGUGGUUGAAAGCGGCCGAGAAGACCGUGGCCUGUAACCGAAGCAACAGCCAGCCCCGGAUCAUGCAAGUCAUAGCCAUGUCCAAGCAGCAGGGCGUCCUGCAGAGCAGCCCCAAGAACACGGAAGGCAGCACGGUCUCCUGCACCGGCUCCAUCCGCUACAAAACGCUGACGGACCACGAGCCCAGCGGCAUCGUGAGGGUCGAGGCCCACCCCGAGAACAACAGGCCGGUCAUCCAGAUCCCGUCCACCGAAGGCGAGGGCAGCGGCUCCUGGAAGUGGAAAGCCCCGGAAAAGAGCAGCCUGCGCCAGACGUACGAGCUCAACGAUCUCAACAGGGACUCGGAGAGCUGUGAGUCCCUGAAAGACAGCUUUGGUUCUGGAGAUCGCAAGAGAAGCAACAUCGAUAGUAACGAGCACCACCACCACGGAAUCACCACCAUCCGCGUCACCCCGGUGGAGGGCAGCGAAAUCGGCUCCGAGACGCUGUCGGUCUCCUCUUCCCGCGACUCCACCCUGCGGAGAAAGGGCAACAUCAUUUUAAUCCCUGAAAGAAGCAACAGCCCCGAAAACACUAGAAAUAUCUUCUACAAAGGAACCUCCCCCACACGGGCGUAUAAGGAUUGAGUGGCGACCGUCCCAUCGAUCGGGCUCCUCCCAAAAGACAGCGUGUCGAUUCUACCCGAGCUUGUUCCAGCGGCUGGGAAGUCUCACCCAACGGGACGGUCCAGCACAGCGCGGGACUCUUAACUCUGAGGAGCUACUACCCUUAAACUUGUAGAUUUCACAUCCAGGGGAGGGAAAAGCACAAUGCAAGAACCUAACUCACCGGGUAAUGCGAAGAGUUUGCUUCAGACGUGUGGUCCAGCUCGAAAGGGUUUGCGGAAGACAGCAACAAAAGAAAGCGGUUUCCUUCCAAUGUGUACUGUUUCACUUCCUGAAUGUGCCAACCAUGGGGACUUUUCUUUAUAAUUAGCUGUGAGAACCCCGGACCCACACAGGUUUUCCCUACAGCAGAGGCCAUGCAGAAUUAUAUAUUCAUUUUGCAGAAUCUGCACCUAAAGCUCAAUACGGGUGGUGCUGAUCACUAGCGUACGUAUACCAUGUAAACUCUCUACUUAGCUGUGAAAAUAGUGACGUGCAAUUCCUUGUCAAAGAAAUACUAAUUUAUUAAGAAGAUGCUGGCUGCUUUGUGUUAGAACAGGACACCCCCCCAGCUUCUCCAUAGUGGCUGUCAACAGUCAAAAUAUAAAAAAGGUUUCUGUGCAUUUCUUCAAAAUUCUGCUUUCUUUCAACAGGAAAAAAAAAUUGUGUAGGAGUAUUUUCAGAGAAAGGGAAUAAGGAGUACUUCUCUGCAUAGUUUUUUCUGCUGCUUCCUUCUCAUUUAAAUACAGGUACUGCUAAUGAAUUUUUAGUGCACACAUUUGCAUAAUUUUAAAAAUAUAUUGUUUUAGAGAAACUUUUGAAAUUGUUGUGAUCAUCUUUUGCUUUUUUUGUGGCUUCCUCUUUCUUUCCUGGUUUUAAAUUUCUUUCGAUGUUAUAGGUAUGUUCUUCUGUUUUAAAAGAGAAAAUUCCGAUUGGCAUUCCUUGAGGAAAACAUACAGCUGUGAAUUUACGAACGAGAAAUCUGAGCCAAAACUUGACAUUGUGAGUUACAUCACCAGAAAUGCUGGUCAAGUGUACCCUGAGGUAUCUCCAACCCGUUGGCUUAGGUUGCGACCUUAACAAGUAAUCUAAAAGUUGUAUUUGAUUCCAGAUCAUUAAUUUUGUUGAUCACCCGAUGACCCUUAAAUUAGAGCCACAGUAAUUGGAUUUGACCCUCUCCCCCAAAAUAUUUUUGUUAAUUGGAUACCAACAGGAAAAAUCUGGAAAAAAUACAAACUCAUAGGUAAAAGUAUCUCAUGCUAUAAAUUAGAAUGUAUUCCUUCAAAAUAACUGAAUAGGGGUGCUUCACGUGCAAACGACACUUUUUGCUACCUAUCUUGAAUCAAGCCUUGAGCCUAAACGCGAGGAAGCCAGUAUCAUUGGUAAAAAUAUUAAAAACAAAACAUUUUGAAGUCUUUUCCAACUUAAAAAUUUCCAGUAUGAGAAACAUACACUUCUCAGCAUUUAGUAUUCCAUCUUUUCUACGCCAUUUCUAAUGUACACUUGAUGAUUGCCAAGGGAAUUAAAGCAAACAACAGAACUGGUUGAUCUGAUUUGAGUUCACUUUGCAAUGAAAAUAAAAGUAACAGGAGUUGUUUAGAGACAAAAGAGGUACCACAUCAUUAUCAAUGUCUACACGGAAAGGGCAAAGGUUUCUAGAGAAACCAACUUCCUAAGGUUUUAGGAAUUCAGCUGAAACCAGCAGAAUUGAAAACUCUGGCAAUAAAAUACAGACUCAACCAGAUCCCUCCUGGCAAUUUCUUUCUCAGAGAGGGGAGUGGGAGUCAAAUGUUGCCUUCCCCACUUCUCACCACCACCACCACCAUCACGACGCUCUUCGUGGCUGGCGCCAGUUCACAGAGGGAAAGGUGGGCUGGUCUUAGUACUCUGAAGAACAAAAAAAAAAGCUGCAGCAUUUCAGGUGCAGUCUGGUAUUUCCUAAUCUUUCCUAUUUCUUAAGACGAGAUUUUAAAGUACUUCUCAAGUCAUUGAAGUUUUUUCUUUUGUUUACAUAAAUAUUGAUAUAUUCUUUUUCUACUCAAAGUGCCAAAGGCUACGGUUUUUAAUAACUUAACAAAUUGUACCACAUUGUUAAGGAAAUAUAAUGAUAAGACACUAGAACUCAGACCUCUGCAUGUAUAUUUGAUAACACGUCUUUUGUAAAAAAAAAAAUUACAACAAAAAAUUUGUUUACAUUCCACUGGUACCUUAAUUUAAAAUAAAUCAGACUAACAGGUGGUAUCUCUUCUUAGUAUUCUAUUUAUCUUAUUCGCUAAUGGGAGCACUUCUUUCUUUGUUAGGCCAUGCUUUAUUGAUAAAAUCAAGUAUUGAAUAAAGAGAGUUAAUUAUCUUUUUAAAGUAAAUAAAAUUAUGAAAAUAUAUAUAUAUGAUAUAUAUAUAAAGUAUUGUGUUUAAUAAAAUGUUAUGCAAUGUUUUCCAAACUGAGAAAGUUUGUAAAGUGCUAUAAAUGUAUUUUGUUAAGUACAGAUCAAAGCUAUUGUGUGAGUAUAUUGUGCUAACAUCAUAGAAAUAAAGAUUAGAUUUCUUCAUCAAAA
Molecule: messenger RNA, 4992 nt
Organism: Otolemur garnettii (small-eared galago)
Lineage: Eukaryota; Metazoa; Chordata; Mammalia; Primates; Galagidae
Gene: PLPPR4
Product: phospholipid phosphatase related 4
Exons: 7
Coding region: 140-2419 (759 amino acids)
Biological process (GO): signal transduction; phospholipid dephosphorylation; phospholipid metabolic process
Molecular function (GO): phosphatidate phosphatase activity
Source: RefSeq, a predicted model, not a curated record